This is a messenger RNA of Limanda limanda (common dab), 903 nucleotides long. RefSeq names its product syntaxin-11-like. The transcript has a single exon. Gene Ontology annotation, cellular component: synaptic vesicle; plasma membrane; endomembrane system. Lineage: Eukaryota; Metazoa; Chordata; Actinopteri; Pleuronectiformes; Pleuronectidae. The coding region runs from base 1 to 903 and encodes 300 amino acids. Gene Ontology annotation, biological process: intracellular protein transport; exocytosis; synaptic vesicle fusion to presynaptic active zone membrane. Gene Ontology annotation, molecular function: SNARE binding; SNAP receptor activity. The record is from RefSeq and is a predicted model, not a curated record.
AUGCGGGACAUGCUGGAGAGGCUGAGGACCGUCCACGAGGAGCAGGAGGACUGUGAGCCUGAGUUUUAUGGACCUGAGUACGACGUGGACAGGUUGACUCUAUCUCAACAGGCGGUGGUUUUUGAGAACUCCUCAGCUAUUGACAACAUCCUGAAGGAGGCUCACUCCAUCCGCAAGGAGAUCUCCCUCCUCCACUCAGAGGUCAAGCAUCUGAGCUCAAUCAACGAGCGAUUUGGCACCUCUGUACGACGCCUUACCCUAAUCAAAAAAGACUCAGUUUCUAUUGCCAGGGGAAUCCAGCAACAUGGGGAGGCCCUGUACAUCCGCCUGCAGGCUCUGGGUAAGGAGAGCUGCCGGGUGGAGGAGAAAGAAGGUCACAACUCUGCUGUCUGCCGCAUCGCUCGAGCUCAGUACGACACGCUGACCAGAGCCUUCCAUGCUGCCAUUAGUGACUACGCUCAGGCCGAGGAGAUGCAGAGGAGCGCGUGUCGGGGGAGGAUCAAGAGGCAGGCCUCCAUCAUUGGGACUGAAAUAUCUGAUGAGCAGCUGGAUGAUCUAGUGGACAAAGGCGGAGAGGGGUGGGCCGAGCUGUCCCAGAGUUUGCAGACACCCGGUGGUCGCUCGAGCCGAUGGGCGAUGUGUAAGAUCCAAGGCAGACACAAGGAGCUGGUGGAGCUGGAGGCCAGGCUGAAGGAGGUCCACGAGCUGUUCCUGACCAUGGCCGUGCUGGUGGAGGAGCAGGGAUCCAUGAUCAACAACAUUGAGACCAAUGUGUGCGGUACCGAGGAAUACGUUGAAAAAUUCAACGUUAACAUCAAGAAGGCCCUAAAGUACAAGAGGAAAAAUCCUUUUCACCACUUCUGUCCCUGUCUACCCUGCUGGAGACACAACCAAACAUCAUAG